AUGGCAACACCGCCAAUACUAGACGACGCCGCGCCGGGCGACGCUCCCGACGAGGACGCCGCCGCGCUCCUCGCCUGGCCCGAGAUCUGCGACCUCAUGAAUCUGCAGGCGCCGGACGCCUGGCGGCCGCGGCACGCGGCGGUCCUGGCCGUCCGGCGCCGGGCCCGCGACGAGGGCGGCCUCGACGGCCGGCCGCCGGACCUCUUCUCGUUCCUCGCGAAGGAGUCGCGCGACCUGCGAUCCGCCUCGGCGCGCGCCGCGCUCGAGGCGCUCGGCGACCUGCUCCUCGCGGGAGUGCCGCCCGCCACGGCGGAAGACGCUGAGGCCGUCGUCGCGAGCCUCCUGGCCCGCGCGACGCACGAGCUCAAGUUCCUCGCCGCGGCCGCGCGGCGCGCGCUCCACGCCCUCGCGGCGACCGGCGACGCGGCCGCGCUCGACGCCGUCGUCAAACACUGCGCGGCCGGCUCGAAGGCGCGCAAGACGCUCGCCGCUGAGACCGCCACGCGCCUCCUUCUCGCCGGCGCCGACCCGUGUGGAAAUCACGCAGUGAGUUAGGUCAUCUCGCGGACCAAAUUUUCAUUUCCCACACAGGCGCCGACGCGCCGCCUGGCGGCGCACGCUUCACCGCCACCUGCGGGGCGGCCCUGCAAGUGGCGACGCGCGACCGCGCCGCGGCCACCGCCCUCCUCCGCGCGCUCGCGCCGGCGCCGGACCGGGACGCGUUCGCGGAGGCCUCGGCGGAGGCGCUCGGGGCAGGCGACUCGUCGGCGCUCGUCGCGCUCCGCUUCCCCGCCAAGCCCAAGCGCGCCGCCGGCGACAGGAAGCGCGUGCCGCUCCGCGAGCGCAUGGCCGCCGCCCGGGGCAACUAA
Molecule: messenger RNA, 869 nt
Organism: Pelagomonas calceolata
Lineage: Eukaryota; Pelagophyceae; Pelagomonadales; Pelagomonadaceae
Source: the annotation of a GenBank genome assembly